AAUGGCUUCAUUAAGUUUGGUAGGAACAGACUCAUCACCAGCAUUUUUAGAAUUUAUAAGUCUUCCUCAUUCAACAUCUCGAAUAACAAUAGAUAGAGCUGUGAAAUGGACAUUUAAUGAGGACAUAGUGUUAUCUAUAUCACCUUUGGAAUUUUAUACAUCUGCAGAAAAAGCCUCUUUUCAUUCAUUAAGAAUACAAGGUAACUUUUAUUAUAAAAAUCAACCUUAAUGGAUGCUUUGGUGGUAAGAAAACUAUUGGUAGUAACCAGUAGAUUGGAGUGAUAACUCAAUAUCUACAUGUGGAGGUAUCAGUAUGUUGGGUGGUUAUGGUAAAUUUGCAGGAGGGGAAGUUCAGAAAACCUUUGUUGAAUUACCUCAACAUAGUAAAGUGAGAAUUGUAGCAAAUUAUCAUUUUAUAGAUGGAUGGGGUGGAGAAACAGGAUUCUUAAGAGUCAGCAUAGGAAGAAUGGAUGGAAUGGAAUAUGUAUGGACAGAGAAAUAUGACUAUUCUAAAGUGAAAAAUGGCAUUUCUGUAUGUGGAAGUAGAUAUCCUGAAGGAAAGUUGACUUCGGUUAUUGAUGUUUCAUUUCCACAUACGAAAGAUACAAUUAAAUUGGGUUUUGGAAGUACCUUAGAUAAUGAUCCACUGGAGAAUUCAUUCGGAAUAUCAAAUUUGUAGAUUUAUCUUAUCUGAUCUGAUAAUUAAUUUAUUUAUUUUGUGACAUUUUUCACAAAUGAUAAUUAGAAGGUGUUCAAUUUCUAAUUCUACAUCUCAAAGAUCAUAAUCUUAAAAGUAAUAACUAAGUAUAUACUUAUGUAGAAUGUCAGAAAAUGAAUAAUGCAAUAGUAAUUCUCACUUCUCAACAUGCUGCAGUAAUACUUCAUCAGAAAUUGAUGAAAUUGAUGACCCUUUGAAUUAUGCAUCCUUUAAUGAUUUCCAAUCUGUCUUGCCUCUUGUCAUUAAUGGUGUCAAAAUACAGAAAGUAACUUGGGAUCUCUUCUCAGCCCCUCCAAAUGUAUAUUCAUAAUGGAAGGCACAUUGCUUUUGGACUGUUGGUUAUACCUAUGAUUUUACAAUGAAAAAAAUGAAGCAUAGCAACAAUAUAAGAUAUAGAUUAACAAUAAAUGCUUGGUGUUGUUUAAACAGUAAAUCAUGGGUUAAGAAUAAAUGGGAUCGUUUGUUGGAACAUGAAACUGGGCAUUAUCUUAUUGGAUGUUUAUGUGCUUUAGAAUUUAAAGCAAGGUAUAAUUACCCUAACCUAUUGUAGAGCUGAUAAAUCUAAAUUCACUAAGAACUAUAGACUCGAAUCAAUGAAAAUCUUCUAAGAUACAUUUUAGGAGUAUCUCUCCUUAGAAAGAAGGUAUGAUGAAGAAACCAAUCAUAGUCAAAAUAUUAGCAAAUAAAAGGAGUGGAAUGAAUUCAUCAUUAAGGAAUUACAAAAAUACUGA
Molecule: messenger RNA, 1449 nt
Organism: Paramecium pentaurelia
Lineage: Eukaryota; Ciliophora; Oligohymenophorea; Peniculida; Parameciidae
Source: the annotation of a GenBank genome assembly